UCUCUCCUCACUUCUGUUUACAACCGUUCUGGGAGAAUCAUAAUUUCACAUCUGCUGUGCCGCCCUUAAUCCUUCAUCUUUUCCAUAUAACACUUCCCUACGGUUCUUGGCCGAGCCUGAUCUGAUAUCCUAAAUCAAGGAACCUUCCUGGGACCAUCAUCUGUAUUUCUGCCAUUCUCAUAAGCCUUCGGGAAACACGACGUCGAACCGGCAUUGAACCGUCAGAUUUGACCGAGGUCUAAGCACCAGAAUUGUAAACAUAAUCGUGGCAGAGAUAUGAGAUAUUAAGGUUGCUGGAUUAUGGUGGACAGGCCCAGAGGAUUCCUCGAACCCGGGAUAUCAUGGCAACCCGACGCAUGGCAUCCGGCUUGCCGAGCCGCCCAGAUGAACAGUUACGAGCGAGAAGAGCCGCUGCUGCCGGAUAUAUGGAACCGAGUGAAGAUUUGCAGAGCGCGCCUCGGAGGAUUCGCAGAGAAGGAGAGAACAUUCGGAUCGCCAUUCAACAGCCGGUACAGACGAAACCCGCACUGAUACCAUCGACUGCCUCUACGCGGCGACCAUCCAUUCCGAUGCCUUCUACCCGACCACCUUUAACUCAUCAGACCCAGUCAUGGAGUUCUAAUAGCACAGCUCCCGAAAGACCCAGCCAUGCUCCGACCAUGUCUGGCUCUUCGACAUCUGGCCAGUCUCAAUCGAGUGUUGCCAAGCCGAAACGCAACGUACUGCGGAGAAAGCAGUCGUCUGUCACCCAGAAGACACCUAGUCUGCGCCACGAUUCGAAUACCGACUCAACUCGAGGAAGCUCAUCUUCUUCAGCUCCACGAUCCCGGUCUUCAAUGGAACCGGCUCCCUACCACUUUGACCGCGGCAUGACCGAGAGCCCAACCGAAAUUCGCAUUGCACACGUUAUCGAUCUGCCCAAGACCCAAGCGCAACCUGUUACAAUCUAUCCCGAGCUUGAUCGAUACAGGGAGAUCUAUGGGCGACCCUCUACGUCUUCAGAGGGGUCUAGCGUUGAUUUCCUUCACAGGCUGGCCACGCACGAUCUUCCACCGCCGACGCCCGUUUUUUCCGGCAACAGCAGCCAGCUGAGUGCUUUCAGUGGCAGCCCUUCCACGAGGUUCUCUGAAUCAACCAGCCCGGGUCCAUACAGUCGUGACACCACUCCCACCUCCAUGUCGUCACAGUCGCCAGGGCUGGUAGUCCCGAUGCGACUGCCUGUACCCCGAGUGAGGCAAGUGAGUCCGGCGGUGACGCGGCCACCAGUCGCCCGGAGAAGAGCCGGCAGCAUACCGAAUGAGAUGGAGGCGUUUAGCGCCGACCGCCAAGGGCUUGCCGCAGUACGUGAGUCUCUGACUUCGUCAUCGUCAAACUCUACAGUUCGAGAAGGAGACCGCAAAGAUUCCAAGAAGAAGAAGAAGAGGUUGUCGCCCCUACCCCCGAGCCCCCCGCCACGGAAGUCGUCCCAGAAGUUCGCCAAGGAUCAAGACAAUGACGAGUCUCCAUCAAAGGCCUCCCGAGAGCCGGCCGUACCAGUCUUGACAGCCCCGUCGCCUAUUCAAUCUCCUCCACGACGAACACCAGCCGCUUCACCUAGAGCAACCCCACCUGCUCGUCCCAGCCGAGACAACACCCCGGCCUUGCAAUCCCAGCUGUUUGGUCCCUUGCCCAUCAUCCAUAGCAAUCUAUCAUCGUCCUCCCUGUUAGGCGAAAGACGUGGGCCGGAGCCGCAGCCGAUGUCGCGGUCGACGACUCCCUUAUCAUACCCAGACAACCCGCAACAAACCUCUCGUUUGCCGGUGGGCAGGGAGGCUACACCCGCCCCGCGGUCGGCGAAUGCCGUGGACACGAAGAAGAAGAAGGACAGGACCGUCACUCGUACCCCGAGCCCCGGUACAUCGACAUUCUCUCGGUUCCCCUUCUUUGGUCGGCGGUCUAAAACAGCACCGGAGGUUCCCCCCCAGGUCGAUAAGAAGGACAAGCCGGCUCGUAAGGGUCCAGCCGCCGGCACUGGGCACGAAGGUUACGGACGCCUGGGAGGUCUCCGAAGACGAAGCGGAAGCUCAACAACAAAUUUGGCCCGCCCGAGUCUGGGACCUGGUUCUUCUCAAGACAGCCUCAACAGCAAUCAACCGACCGACCCUUUCUUGCUGGAGCGUAUGAACCCCGUUAUAAUUUCCGGCGGAGGACUCAUCGACAACAGAAAUAACAGUGUAGACUUGGACCGGUCAGAGAGCUAUCAGAGCCUUGGAUACUCCUCGGAGGUGUCCACAACUUCCAGCAUUGGGCGAAGCCUAGCCCCAUCAGCCAUUCCUCGAGGUGGUCCUCAUCCCUCCCUUGGUCGUCGUCGGCCUUCCGACAGCAGCGACUCCGAGGCCGUUACCAUGAGGCCCACCUUGGCGUUCAGGCGAUCUGUUCAGCGUUUGCGUUCGUCCCCGGACCAGAGUCCGCUGAAGCUACCUCAACCCAUCAACACCACUGGAAUCACAUCGCCGUCAAUCAACAGCCACGAUACAAGCAUUCUCACGGAUGAUUCGCAAUUCGAAAUGCACAGAGAGGUCAUUCGAGGCCGCAUUGCUGCAGCCACUGCGACAACCCCGAAGAAGCUCACCAAGCGUACACGCUCUCCAAGGAAGUGGAAUCUCUUCAGCCGAUCUCAGAGCCAGCCAAACACCAAGAAGUCAGACAAGGAUGCUGUGCCAGUGGCUGCGACCGUUAAAGUAGUACAGCACAAGCCUGCUGCAUUUUACACUCUGAUGGACGGUUCCGAGCAGGAAGACAUUGGUACACCAGACGUCGAAGAGAUCCUUCGGGAGGCUGAAGUCUUUGAUCUCCCAUCUCCGCCUGUUCUGAAAGAAAGACGAACAUCCUCUGCAAGCCAAAGCAGCAGAAGAGAAUCCUUGAGCAGGCUUUUGCAGCCAACCAAGUCAUCGCAGGCUCGGAGGAACUCGGCGACUGCCAGGUCAACUUCGAUCCCAGCAAUUCGGUCCAUGAAACCUGCCCACACACCUCAGUCUAGUGUUUCGAAGCCAACUGAACCGCGCCCAAGUCGCCUGCCUCAAGUCGGUCGGAUUCCCAAGGUUGUGACCUCUCGGCCAGAGCACACUUCCUCGAGAAGCUUUUCCCGGCCUUUCAACAGGAUCAGCGUGCAAAUGCCGCCGCAAGCUGCAGGCUUCAACCCCGACUUUGUUGCUUCGGGUGCGACCCCGACCCCAGAGCUUUCUACACCUGAACUGUCUCGUGGAGAAUCCACCGCGACCAGCGACAAGACCAACUCGGACCCUCGUUCUUCUCUCGUUCCCGUCAAGACGCCCGAGAUGGUUCAGAUCGCUAGAGAGUUUUUGGCGUUUUCUCCUCGAAAGAACUCCGAGUGCACCACGAGCACUGAUUCCAGCAGCCUCGGCAUGUACACCCUUGCAGAUGCCAUGGCUUACGUGCCCGAUCCCAAUGCCCCCCUUGUUGAGGACGAGAUCUGGGAUGAGUACAAUGAUUUGAUUGGCGACGUACCACCAUCUGCGACAUCCUCAAAGGGCGCCCCGUUCCAUCUCGAGACCCACAGCUCACGAAUGUCAAAGAGAUCGUUGAAGCCUCUCGAGUCUCCUACCAUUGCGCCGUCUUUGAAAACUCUAGAGAAGAACAUCGAGGUCGAAAAGGGCGCAACAACGUCUAGUGUCUAUUCCGCUGACAUGACUGAGCGUCUCAAGGCUGCCUUUGCGUUGAAGCCUGAAGGGGAGAUUCUCGUGCCCGUUGGCGAAAUUCCUGCUAGAGUCAUUGACCGCGAGAGCACCGAGCUGGCACGCAAGGCGACAGCCGCAUCUCAGAGAAGCAGUGGCUCGUCUCGGAGAUCACGACAGUCCGACUGCAGCUGCAAGUCUUCCGAGGACGAGUCGCCGCUCUCUCAAGUCAACCUCCGCGUCGGUUCGAUGACGGUCAGCAAGUGGUUGUCUUUUGGUCAUGUGCUUUUCAGCCCGGCCCGGGACCAGCUUUUGGACGUUGUCGGCUCGCUGAAGCGCCACUCUAUUCUCGUUGUUGAUGGUCUUGGCAAUGACGACUGGUCAUUCUACGCAGCGGAGACGUACCCUGCCGCCACCUUCUUUAACUUGUCACCCCGAGCUCCGUUGCCAGAGGAGCAUAAGAACUCAUCAAGCUUCCCUUUGAGUCCGCCAAAUCAUCAUCAGACUCAAUACCUCUCUCAGAUGGACAAGUUCCCUUUUGGCGCAGAGAGCUUCACCUCGGUGGUCUUCCGCUUCCCCGCUGCCGCGCCCGAGUCUCACUAUCGGAACAUUGUUUCGGAAGCACGUCGGGUUCUCAAGCCGGGUGGCUACCUGGAGCUCUCGAUUCUUGACGUUGAUCUCAAUAACAUGGGCAACCGGGGAAGGCGUACUGUCCGUCGAUUGAAAGAACGCAUUCAUGUGAACAACCCGGAGACCAGUAUUGGCUCAUCCUCCGACCUCAUUCUACGCCUGCUUGGGCGCAAGGGCUUUUCCGAUGUCAAGAACUGCCGCGUCGGCGUGCCGGUGGCGAGCGUUGUCACCCGAUCAGAGAGCGGCAGCAAGAAACCACCUGUGUCUAGCACCCGUAAGGCCAAGGAAGUUCGCAGUCUGGCCGAGAUGAUGAAUGAAGAUGGCGACUCGGCUGAUGAGAACAUCACCAAGAUGGUGGCCAAGGUGGGCCGGUGGUGGUACAGCCGCUGCUACGAGAGCGCAGCUGGUACCAUUAGCAAGAGCAUCUGGUCUGAUCGUGCAUUACUUUCCGAGUGCGAGGAGCUACGAACAAGCUUCAAGCUCAUGGUCUGCUACGCGCGUGUACCGGAUAGGGCGCGAACCGCAAGUAUCUGAGUUUUCCAGGUCUCUUCAUUCCUUGUCUGUUUCAGCCUGGUUUCCUUACUACCCUCAUUUCCUACCGCAACGCACAUGACCCAUUCCAACGUAUCUCUAUCACAAGGGCAUUAUUACUGGGGCUUUGGAACAGAAGAGGAAGCAUCGCAAGAUCCAAGAGGGCGCAAGCCCAUCGUCGACUCUGUCCCACGAGGAACUGAGUCUUUCAACCCCUUUUACACAACGAAGCAGAGCAGCCGGUGAACACAGCACGGCGUUUGCGACAGGGCUUAUCUCAUCUAUCCGCUCUUGGCUGAGUGGAUUUGGACAGUCCUUCCAUCAUCCCUUACUGUCAUAUUUUCCUUGUCAUUUA
Messenger RNA from Colletotrichum phormii, 5190 nucleotides. RefSeq lists its product as uncharacterized. The record is from RefSeq and is a predicted model, not a curated record. The coding region runs from base 342 to 4838 and encodes 1498 amino acids. NCBI's taxonomy places the organism in Eukaryota, Fungi, Ascomycota, Sordariomycetes, Glomerellales, Glomerellaceae. The transcript has 3 exons.